AUGGCCAGAUUCAUGAGAUACCUCCCAUUCGCCGAUUCGACCACGCCGUUGCAGGCCGUCACCUAUCUGCUCGGCAUCUCGCUCUUCUCUAUCGCGUUCCUCGUCUUCCUUAACAGCAGCAUAUCCUUCGUCAUCACAGAUCUAAUCGGCGUCAAAGAUGGCGUCGGCGAUAUCGUCGGCACCCUGGGCUUCGUGGAUGAGCUCGUGGCUCUCGUGGCCUGUCCCGUCUGGGGCCUGGUCUCGGACCGCAUGGGCGUGCGCUUCGUCGCCAUGAUCGGGUACGGCGUCAUUGGCAUAGCUCUGUUCCUGUUUGUGCAGGCAAAGAAUGUCUAUCCGCAGCUUCUCCUGGCGAGAAUCUUCUUCGCCAUCGGAGCUACAGCCGCGGCUACCAUGGUCACUGCGAUCCUCCCUUCCCUCACUGACGAUUCCACUCCUUCCGACGAUACCGAAGACGAGUCGCGGACAGCCCAAGCUGCAAACCCUGCUCGCUACAGUCUCGCUUCGGUCGAGUCGGAACUCACCAUCACCCCAGAGCGCUUCGUCCGACUACAAUCUAACAACAGCCUUCCCGGCUACGGAGCUGCGGACAAGAAGGCAGGGAAGCCGAACGCCCUGGCGGGUUACGUAGGGCUCUUCACGGGGUGCGGUGCCCUUGUGUCUCUCGUGUGCUUUCUGCCGCUGCCGGCCCAGUUCAACAAGAUCGAGGGCGUUGACUUGGGCGAGGCGGUUAUGUACGCCUACUAUACCGUGGGCGCUAUUGCCAUCGUCGUUGCCGCGUUCGUCUAUAUCGGGCUCCGGAAGAUCAAAGGAGAGGACGGGAAGAGUCUCCGGGGCUUCUUGGGCCUUAAGAAAUAUGAAACAUUGAGCAAUGGCGCGAAUGAGGAUGGAACCGGCCCCAAACCGAAGCCGAAGUUCCUCCCAUACAAGCAACUCCUGAAAGACGCCGUUCGACUCGGCUUCUCUGAUUCUCAGAUUGCUCUUGGCUACCUGGGCGGCUUCGUCGCUCGGGCGUCUACAGUAGCGAUCUCAGCCUUCAUCCCCCUAUUCAUAAAUCAAUUCUAUCAUCAUAAGGCCGUCGAGAACGGGAAGUCUCCCGGCAGACAGGCAUAUGUCCUCGCCUCGAUCCUCACGGGGGUGGCUCAACUACUGGCUCUGUUUUGCGCUCCUAUCUUUGGAUACAUGUCGGCGAGAAGGGGUCGCUACAACAUCCCUAUUAUCGUUGCCACCUCACUGGGAAUCAUUGGCUACAUAGCAUUCCCCAAUCUCCCAACUCCAGAGUACAAAGACAUCCAGGGCCGCGGCGGGUCACCCUCAGUAUUCCUGAUUGUGGCCCUCAUCGGCAUCAGCCAAAUCGGUGCCAUCGUCUGCAGCCUAGGAUCUCUCGGUCGCGGCGUGUUGACCGCAGAUCUGCCCAAGGGGCCCCAGAUUCGCAUCCAGACAGACGAGGGCGAGGUAGUGGCAGAUGCCGAAGAUGCUCCUUUACUAGAGAACGGCACGCCGCUGCCGGCCACCGCAACGCGAGCCCAGCUGAAGGGGACCAUCGCCGGCGUGUAUUCGUGGUGCGGCGCUGCCGCCAUCCUGCUGCUCACCAAGCUGGGCGGCUACCUGUUCGACAAGUGGACGCAAGGGGCGCCGUUCUACCUGAUGGCCAUCUUCAACGGCAUCUUGCUGGCUGCCAGUCUUUUCAUAGAUAUCACAAAUGUAGUCCGCACGGCUACGAAAAGUCACGAUAGGUGA
This is a messenger RNA of Phaeoacremonium minimum UCRPA7, 1737 nucleotides long. RefSeq names its product putative major facilitator superfamily transporter protein. Gene Ontology annotation, molecular function: transmembrane transporter activity. The transcript is spliced from 2 exons. The coding region runs from base 1 to 1737 and encodes 578 amino acids. Lineage: Eukaryota; Fungi; Ascomycota; Sordariomycetes; Togniniales; Togniniaceae. Gene Ontology annotation, biological process: transmembrane transport. The record is from RefSeq and is a predicted model, not a curated record.